This is a messenger RNA of Solea senegalensis (Senegalese sole), 4658 nucleotides long. RefSeq names its product Rac/Cdc42 guanine nucleotide exchange factor (GEF) 6 (gene arhgef6). The coding region runs from base 116 to 2437 and encodes 773 amino acids. The record is from RefSeq and is a predicted model, not a curated record. The transcript has 22 exons. NCBI's taxonomy places the organism in Eukaryota, Metazoa, Chordata, Actinopteri, Pleuronectiformes, Soleidae. Gene Ontology annotation, molecular function: guanyl-nucleotide exchange factor activity; protein binding.
UUUUUUUUUUUAACUUGUGGUAGAAGUGCGGAUGUGAGUCGCAUACUGAUACGGAACAGGCCGCCAGUUUUCUUGCAACAGCAAUGCGUGCUUAGGCAAUGAUCGUUGGGGAGCGAUGAAUCCAGAGGAGCAAACCGUAACGUGGUUAAUAUCACUGGGAGUGCUCAGCUCGCCGAAAAAGAAUAUAGCGGACCCGGAGGACUUUCUGAAAACAUCGCUGAAGGAUGGGGUCGUCCUGUGCAAGCUCGCCGAGCGGCUCAUACCUGGCUUCACACCCAAGUACUGCCAGGAUCCGAGGACCGAAGCCGACUGCGUUUCCAAUAUCAAGGAGUUUUUGAGAGGAUGCUCGUCUUUGAAAGUGGAGGGAUUUGAACCGGAGUGGUUAUACACUGGGGACAAUUUUGGCAAAGUACUCACCACUUUGCUGGCUUUCAACUUCGCCACACAAGACUGUGCAGCGGAGAGGUCAUGUUCACAGUCCAGUGCCUCCUCUCCUAGUCAGUCAACGUCGUCACACACCCUCUCCUCUGCCAAAUCCAAAGGCUCACUGCGUAGACAAUCCAAAUCACUGGAGAUGUCUGAGAACGGUGGCGGCGGCGGGCAGCCGAUGGUGAAGGCUCGCUUCAACUUCAAGCAGAACAACGAGGACGAGCUGUCGUUCAAUAAAGGCGAUAUGAUCCUUGUGACGCGGCAGGAGGAGGGAGGAUGGUGGGAGGGCACGCUCAAUGGCAAGACGGGCUGGUUUCCCAGCAACUACGUACGGGAGAUCAAACCCUGUGAAAAGCCCGUGUCUCCCAAAGGAACUCAGCUGACCAAGAACUACUACAGCGUGGUGGUGCAAGACAUCGUGGAACAUGAGCGAGAGUUUGUCAAAGAAUUACAAACCCUGCUGAGUUGUUACCUACGACCGUUGCAGGCCAGCGACAGUAGUAAGAAGCUGACUAGUGCGGACAGCGCCACCCUGUGUGGAAACCUGGAGGAGAUACUCACCUUCCAGCAGGGACUAUGUGCGUCUUUGGAGGAUUGUACCAAAGUUCCUGAGGGCCAGCAGCGAGUGGCUGGCUGCUAUUUAAACCUGAUGUGUCAGAUCAAGACUCUGUACUUGGCUUACUGUUCCAGUCACCCCUCAGCUGUGUGCAUCCUCACUGACCACAGUGAUGAACUAGACAAAUUCAUGGAGAGCCAGGGAGCAAGUGCUCCGGGGAUCCUGACCCUGACCUCCAGUCUGAGCAAGCCCUUCAUGAGGCUCGACAAGUAUCCCACCCUACUGCAGGAGCUCGAGCGGCAUGUGGAGGAAGCCCACCCCGACUACACCGACAUUGUGAAGGCAACUGCAGUUUUUCGGAGCCUAGUGACACAGUGCCAAGAACUGAGGAAGCGCAAGAACCUGGAGAUCCAGAUCUUGUCGGAACCUGUGCGGGGCUGGGAGGGGGACAGUAUGAAGAGCCUGGGUCAUGUAGCCUACAUGUCCCAGGUCCACUUGAAAAAUGGGUCCAGUGAGGAAAAAGAGGAGCGUUAUUUAAUGCUUUUCCCCAGUGUGUUGGUAAUGCUCUCCGCCAGUCCCCGGAUGAGUGGCUUCAUUUAUCAGGGAAGACUGUCACUGACGGGCACAACAGUAACAAGACACGUCGACGAUGCCGACAGUGCCCACUAUGCCUUUGACAUCACAGGAGGCAUUGAGCGCGUCACAGUGCUGUGCAGUAGUUCACAGGAUUUGCAAGAGUGGCUGGAGCACCUUCAGCCCUUCACCAAAGGAGGAAGCCCAGCAGGCACCAUUUCAAAGACUGUAGAAGGAAAGCCGCUGAGCAUGCUCGGCACCUCCACUCACCUGUCCCACCUCGGCAGCAUCAGCCGCGGCCCCUUGGAGCCGCCAAAGACCAGCAAGCCCUGGUCUCUCAGCUGCCUCCGUCCUGCACCCCCCCUCAAACCCUCGGCGGCGCUGGGCUACAAAGAGAGGAUGUCUUAUAUCAUGAAGGACUCCAGCAAGAGUCCGCGGCCCAUGAAGAAGUUCCUGCCCGGCAACAGGAAGAAAGAACGGAAGCCCUCUGAUGACGAAGUUCACAUAAGGAAAAGCACGGCUGCUCUGGAGGAAGAUGCUCAGAUCCUGAGAGUGAUCGAGGCGUACUGCACGGGAGCCAGUCUGCACCAGACCACCACAGCGGUGCGGAAAGAGUGUGUCCCUCAGGUGCUCCUACCAGAAGAAGAGAAGAUCAUUGUGGAGGAGAUGAGGAGUAACGGGCAGACGGUCAUUGAGGAGAAGAGCCUCGUUGAUGCUGUGUACGCGUUAAAGGAUGAAGUUCAUGAACUGAAAAAGGAGAAUAGGUGGAUGAAGCAGUUUCUAGAGGAGGAGCAGAAGUCUCGCAAAGAGCUUGAGAGGCUGGUCCGAAAAAUGGCCAAGCAGAAGAACGACUGCGCUUGGGAGGACAGCAGCCACUGAGUGUGCCCCCACAAUCAUCAGUGUGCCUGUUGCUUGUAUGGAUCCAUUUUACUGUAUGUGAGCGUGCUUGCAGAGGGACAGGGAAGUUCCAGGCGUGCUUGUAUAUGCGUGUGUACGGCCGUGUUUGCGUCUCCAUAUUUCAAUCUCGUGUUACAAGAGUCGGACUGCCCCCCCCUUUUCUUUCCGACGAUGACACUUGGAGUUUCUUGGCUUUUUAAGUGCUGGAGCUUGAUUUGAUGUCUCACAUUGAACUCUUGUCUUCCUUAUCCGGCCUCACAAGAUGAGACUACGAGUGUAUGCCUUUUUGCCUGAAGCAGCUCAUUGAAACACAGACUGGUGAAAUGGGACGUUUCAAACAUCACGGCUUGUCCGCUGCCGGCACUUGAAAACGCUUCCCAGCAAACAAAAGUCAAGUUCUCUCUCUCUCUCAGUUUAUUUUUGCUUUGGUUUGGCAGCAGAUUAUGAAAGCCAUGGAGUCCAAUAUGUAUUCUUUUGCAUGCACUUCUCUCGCCGUUACCAAGGGGAAACCAUUGUCUUCUUUUGCGCAUGUUUUGAUGUUUUGUCGUUGUCAUAUUUUAUUUUGUUUCGAGGACCCCCGCUCAGUGGGGAAAUAGGUUUAUUGUGCUUUCAUGAGUGUGUGGCCUUUUAUGUAACCUUCUUGACAGUUUACAUCACAAGUUUCCAGACUGAUCUGUCCAUCAGGUCAUCUCGUUUGUUGUUUCCCGAUGACGGAGUCUGUGUUUCUACAGAAACGCUGCAUCAGAAAUCUUCACACAUAGUCAGUCCUAAGCUAUCAGGGAUGCAGCGGCAUCGUAAAUCGGAUGAGGGUUAACUAUGUGUCAUUUAUCACACGAGUACUCAAAUCCCCCCCCCACCCCGCGCUCGUCUCACUAAAGUAUAUCCAAUUAUAAUUCUUGCCAUAUUAUUUGAGUAGCCUAGCUUUAUUUUUUUUUUGUUUUUUUUUUUGAAAGGAUAUCUGUUUUAUUUAUUGCACACCCAUUUAAUUGUGGUGCCUUUUGUAGAUACACUUUCACUGCCUUCACACCUGCUCCGAACAUUUGUUAAAACUACAGUGAUGUGUGGGGGCAGGAACAAAAAAAAUAGGAAACAUGACUGUAAUGUCGAGUCUGACUGGAGAGUUUUCUGACAGGUUUGUGCAGAGCGGAGCGAGUCGGACUGAUGACAUGGAUUGGAUUGGCGUAGAGUAGAGUGUUAUUGUUUAAGUGCCUCCCAAAGGGGUCGAGUUUAAGACCAGACUGGGGUCUCGAUGUGUGAUUUGUAUCGAAAGUGUCAGAGAUGGAUUACUGUAACGGCUCAAGCUUAACGGGUGUAUAUCAGGUAGGGGCGAGGGUAAGUGGAAAAAAAGAAAAAUAAAGGAACGGGGCUCUGCUCGGCGUUUUUAUAGAAGUGGCGUCUUUUGCAAGGACCCCCUGCGGUACAUGUCCUCAUGAGCUCGACUGUGUCCACUGUCAACACUGUUCUCUAUUUGUGCUGUGGAUGCGUUGGACGCUAACGAAAUGCAAUAAGUGACUGCUUCACUGAUCGACCUCUUUAGUCUCAGCAUGGUAGGCCACGGUUUUUUGUUUUUUUUGGAAAAAUUGCAAUAAUGAAUGAAUUAACACAGAUUAUUAUUAUUAACCAAAAAAAGAAAAAAAAAAGGCUGUGCUGUGCGGUCGUUUGUUGUGUUACCUUUCAUUUAAUCAAGUCUCUUGGUCCCAAUCUUUCAUCAUAUUAUUUCAUCACAAAUAUCACUGUGGUAAGACACAACAUGGCAGCGCGCGGUUACAUCCGUUACAGCCAGGCUAACUUGUACACUGUGCGCGCGCUCGGGCGACCACAUUCUCCGCUGCCUGUACAGACGUGUGACUGUCUCACUGCGUCUUUGCUGUCGAGAUCAAAACAAAAAAAAAAAGGCUGUUUGCUCAUUCUGUCUUUUUAAGGUUGCGUUCACAUAUCACAUACUGUAGUUUUAAAUCCCAGUGGCCUCAUUAAGCACUUACUGGUGGGGAGGGGGCUGAACACCGGAUUCAAGUGGUCUGUGUGACAUCCCGUCUCAAGACCACACUGUGUGUAUUGUUUUUGUUUUUUUCAAAGGUUCUAUGCAAUUAUUGUUGUUGCGAUUAUUGUGAUGCUUUUUUUUUUCUUUUUUUUUUUCUAGACACUCUGUACUUUGUUUGGUAUGGUCAUUCUUUUUAUUAAAAAAAAAAUAUAUAUAUAUAUA